Polypterus senegalus (gray bichir) is the source of this 2689-nucleotide messenger RNA. Its product is annotated as major centromere autoantigen B-like. The transcript is spliced from 8 exons. The coding region runs from base 681 to 1637 and encodes 318 amino acids. The record is from RefSeq and is a predicted model, not a curated record. NCBI's taxonomy places the organism in Eukaryota, Metazoa, Chordata, Cladistia, Polypteriformes, Polypteridae.
ACAUCUUUGGUUACCGGUCAAAAUAAAUGAAAAAACGGUGUUCCUCCUGCACCAUUCCUCACUGUCCUGGUGUGUCUUCAUCACUCGAUUGCAUUGACUUCUGUCUGUCUUUUGACUGCCAUCACAGGGGACCACAGACACAUGGAAUAAGUGACCAAGUGGUGCGGUGGACAGCAGGACUUUAGGGACCCUCAGAACACGACAUGGAAGAACUGAAUGGACAGGACUGUCAGUCUUUGUUGGGCUGAAUGUCCUCUUCUCAUUCUGAUUGUUCUAUUGUUCCCCCUCGUUACCCCCUGUAAAAGCAUCAUUUGUAUUCUGGCACACGUCCCCAAUUGUGCCUCAUUAGUAUUUGGUGACCCAACAUUUCUUGAGGUUUCCUGGGUGCAGAGGGCGACCACAGCGAUGAUAUUAUAACACUGACUAUAAAGCGGGUAGCCAGGAGGCCUCAAGUGACAAACAAGAAAAUGAAGACGAUGGCAAGUGAGCAACCAGCUAAUCAGGCUGAGACAUCAGAGUGGAGUUUACUGUGAGAAAACAAAAAAAAAAGAAGCUUCUAACCACAGAGAGGAGGCUAUUUAUUCACCGCGGCUUCGCAGAGCAAGGCGGGAUGUUGUGUCAAAGAUGAGGCAGAGACAGCCCACCCUGCACCACCUCCACUGCCGCUGCCACCCUCUAGGAUGGACCAUUCAGCCAUGAAGUGGAGAACGAAAGUCCUGCUGGCCUGUUGUCUACUUCAAGGCUUUCUGCUUAGAAACCUCUGCAGAACGUGUGAACCUCCAUCCGAUGUGACCUCCUGCUCAGUUUUCUGCAAUGGCAACGUGACACAAGUGAGACUCGUGAACUGCACCUCGUGUGACCCCAGCCACACCCAAACCUGCAGGAAGAUGAACAAGAGCAGUCAGUGUGACGUCGGGGGACAAUGGAGCUGCCCUGCAGGGACCAAUCUGAACCUGAGCCUUACAGGCAAUGGCAGCACUGAGUGGUGUGAGUGCCUCAAGCCACCAGAUCCUCCAUACAUGAAUGGACUGUGGCUGACGCUCCUGAUCAUCCCUGCUGCCCUCAUUCUGGUGCUGGGCCUGGUAGUGACGAGGGUCUACAGGAGCAGGAGGACAAUGAAGCUAACCAAAGAGCCGCAGCUUGAAAUUUCAUCUCCUAAUGUGAUUCGGGCAAACACAACGGGAGGAAGUCAGGAGCUGCAGAUGAGCUUCGAGAGCCCAGAGGACGAAAUGCCUGCUGGUUGCAAUCGUGAGGUGAAGGACAACGGCGCACACAAUGGAGUGACCGCUGUCGUGUCGUGGACCAGGUAUAAUUCUUUCAAAAAAGAAGAGGAGAACAAGGAAGAGGAAGAGGAGGAGGAGGAAGAGGAUGAGAAUGAGGACUCCAUCCACCUUCCUUUGCUUCAGUGCGGCUCAUCGCCGGCCCUAACAGAUAGUCGAUCCAACAGUGAACAUGUUCACCAGGUGAAGGAAGAGCAAAGUGAAGUUUCCAUAGACCCCGAUAAUUCCACAUGUCAUCUUGUAACCGAGGAAAUCAACGAUGAAAGUGAUGAAGAUGAAGAUGAAUAUGUUGAAAUGCAUGGCAAUAUUCUCUUAGAAGAGGACAAUGACUCCAGUGACAGUUAUGAAGUUAUGUGAAUUAAGACUCUCCUCAAAUAGCCGGAGCGAUGCCAGCAUUCUUUAUAGAGGAAGCAGGGGUGGGCAAGGCAGGGCAGGGCAGGGCAGGGCCAUGAGACCGCAUGAGGGUAGUUGGAUGGAUGUCUGCCCAACUCCGCUCAGUGACGGCCCACUUUGCUAAAGUGAAGUCUGAGACAUUCCAGUCCUCCGAGCCAUCAUUUCCUGGAUUUUAUCCUUUUGAUGUCCAGGGGUUUUUUUGAAACUCAGUACAGGAGAAAAUUGGUUUAAAAAUGAAACGGAGGGUGUAGAUGACACUGCCAUGUUUAAAGCUUUGCCUCGUGCUCUACUAGAACUAUAGACAAAAAGAAAAAAAAACAGCUAAAGCUGUGACAUUGACACGUAGUCCAUGUGCCAAUGGGCGGUGUAGUGCCAAUGUCCCAGUGGGUGGUGCCAACGUGCCAGUGGACGGUGUGGUGGCUCAUUGAAUUUUGCUUCUAAAUCCGAGGUUCCUCUGAGCCCGGUCUCUGUGGGACUCGCUCAUCCUCUGCACGUCCAUCUGUAAGCAUAAGUUUAAUAAGUCGCUGUGCUCCAUGCAAAUCUGUCUUAUAAAAUCUGCUUUAUUCUGCUCACAUGCACAGUUGACACAGAGCCGGAUGAAGCACAGGGGGCUCACCACAUAGAAUUGCCAGGCAAGCAGAAAGACAUGAGACAGACUGGCACAACGGGACAGCGUGCAGUCGGACUGUGACAUUCUGUGUUCUGUUUCUGUCUGUUAAGUCAGCAUGGAAUUGUAUCCUCGCUUAAACACCGUUGCCAUGUUUGGAGUUGCAUGUUCGCCUAAGGGGGGCCUGCACAUGAAGAAACAGUAAUAAUGCCUUGAAACAUUGCCCGGCAUACCUCUGAAGCCAACAAAUGGAUGGGAGACAAUGCCACCUGGUCCUGAAAAUGCCUUCCACUGCACAGACAACCCCGACAGACUCUACGCCUCGGACCCCCACUCCCAGAUCGGGUUUUGUCAUUGGUUUCAUUCGUCUGAUUUGCAGCGUAAGCUGACAUUAAACACAGCUAAGUUA